Papilio polytes (common Mormon) is the source of this 3399-nucleotide messenger RNA. RefSeq names its product protein Skeletor, isoforms B/C. The transcript is spliced from 13 exons. NCBI's taxonomy places the organism in Eukaryota, Metazoa, Arthropoda, Insecta, Lepidoptera, Papilionidae. The record is from RefSeq and is a predicted model, not a curated record. The coding region runs from base 296 to 2416 and encodes 706 amino acids.
GAAUACUAUAAAAAAUAAGACUGGUUAACGAAACGACGACAAUAAUAUUAAAAUUAAGAAAUCAAGCUUAAAUAAUAGUGAAAGUCAGAUACGCGCGAAACGAGAAACGUCAAACGUCAUUAAAAAAAUAAAAAGUGAAAGUGGCCAGUGCGCGUCAGCCAGCUUAGCGGAGUGGACGUGAAUUAAGAAUAAUAAAAAAAGAUAAGAAAAUCCAGUGUUGUUUAAAAGUGUUUUGUGUGGUGUGUUGUAUAUUUAUAAUAUUGUGCCGGGGUAGUCCGCCCCCAGAGCUCGGCCAAUGACGCGGUGGGCCGCGCCCCCGCACGGCUGCGCGCCGCUCCUAGCCUUGCUCCUGCUAUUUAACGCCGAUUUAGCAGUUUCGCGUCGUCCGGAGCCGUAUUAUGGUCGUCUGAUCGGUCGACUGACGCAAUAUGCUCACGGCAUCCGCGGCACCGUGUACGCGGUGGAUGAGAGCACCGUCUUCGUACGUGGCUUUGCGUACGACGGUACUGGACCUGACGCCUACUUCUGGGUGGGGGAUACCCCACAACCCUCCCCUGAGGGUACUUUAGUGCCAUAUCCUGAGGAUUAUGCUAGCAGAGACCCGCCGGUGUUGAGCGCACAUACUAACUCCGACAUCCUGCUGCGGCUACCGGCCGGCAAGCGCCUCAGAGACAUCAAAUGGAUCAGUGUAUGGUGUCGCCGGUUCACUGUGAACUUCGGCGAUGUGUUCAUCAACCCGGGGCUGGAGCCGCCGCGGCCGCGCGUGCUGCCCGAGCUGCGGCGGCUGGCGCACGGCCUGCGCUCCGGCAACGUCAGCGUGCUCGACGCCAAGACAUUCUACAUACCCAACUUGCACUACGACGGCGCAGGGCCCGACGCAUACUUCUGGGUCGGCAAUGGCACUGAACCCAAUCCUUUUGGCACCAAGGUGCCAAAUGAAAUGGGUUCAUUAAACCCCCUCCGCGGCUACCAAGGCGAGGAUAUCGAGAUCCAGUUGCCGGGCAAGCUGACUGCCUACGACGUGGACUGGCUUGCUGUCUGGUGUGUGGAGUAUAGACACAACUUCGGACAUGUCUAUUUGCCUAAGGAUUUAGAUGUGCCGCCCGCGCUUGGACAGACUAAGAUUACCACGAGCUCCACAACCUCGCAAACUCCGCACAGCACCUCCAACAACUGCAAGGAAAUUCUCGACAAACGCCUACAAGUUAGAUGGGAGAUACAGGGUGAGCAAGUUCAGAUAACGCUGUCGGCUCGCCUGCGUAGAGACCAGUACAUGGCGUUCGGCGUGUCCGGCGCGCAAGGCCGCCCCGUCAUGCUCGCCGCUGACGUCGCGGUCGCCUACUGGGACAGCAAAGCGAACCAGCCGCGUGUCGCGGACUACACGAUCACGCACCUGGCGCAGUGCGACGGCGAGCGCGGCGUGUGCCCCGACCAGCGGCUGGGCGGCAGUAAUGAUGUUGUUUUAGUGUCGGGUAGUCAGAAGGACGGCGUGACCACAGUAACGUACCGGCGGCCGCUGGCGGCGACGGAGCCGCUCCGCGACAAGGCGGUGCUGACGUCACGCGCGCAGUCCGUCAUCGCCGCCUUCGGGCCCCUCAACUCCCGGCUCGAGGCCAACGCGCACUCCUUCAUGGACACCACCAGGACCGAUGUGCAGAUUGACUUCGGAGCCCAGAACGACAACUCGUGCCUGGGGCUGGCGGAGCUGGCGGCGGGCGGGCCGCGGCCGUGGGCGGCGCGCGUGCUGGCCGGCGAGCGCCGCCUCACCGCGCGCAUCGGGCCCGCCGCCGGCCUCCGCGGCUACACGCCGCUCACAGGUCACCCAUCGUGGGGCAUAGCGUGGUACAUCAACGACCAGCUGAUACCUGAGAUCUACGUGGAGCGAGGACAGACGUACACUUUCCUAGUAGAAGGAGGGGAUGACAGAACCAACCCUGCAAAGUUCCACCCCUUCUAUAUCAGUGAUUCCUCAGAAGGUGGCUUCGGGCAGAAAAGAGAGGAGGAUCAGAGGAAACAAAGGGUGUUCGCGGGGGUGGCGUAUGACAACGAAGGAUACCCGUAUCCAACGGCUGUGGGUCGCUACUGCGAGUGGACACACAAGACCAUCGACCAGUCUGCAACCUCGGAGACGUUUGAAGACUACAUGAAGACGCUGCAGCUGGAGUGCAACGAGGGCGAGCCGGCAGUACUCAACUGGACUGUGGCUCAUGAAACUCCUGACUUAGUCUACUAUCAGUGCUACACUCACAACAAUCUGGGCUGGAAGAUACACGUGGUGGACCCCGGCACGCCGGUGCCGCUGCCCGGCGACCAGGGCGCGCGCGUCAACGCCGCCGACACGCCGCCGCCGCGAGACUUCACUUUGACAGCGCUGGUCGCCGCGAUUGCGACACUCCGCAACAUGGCCGCCAGAUAAGGCUGCGUUCGGAAACGAGGCGAGCUCUGUUAUGUUUAGGUUUGUUUGGAAACAUAAUUUUAAAUCAUAAAUACGAUAUGAAAAAAUAUUUAUAUUACGUUUUUAUUGUUAAAGAUUUUUAAUUUGAAUGUUAUUUGAAGAAAACACAAAAUGUUGUACUCUUGUCAGUAAUAGUGAUGGGAAUUAUUUUUAUCGAUAAUUAUUAUUGCGUCAAUUUUCUUUUCAAUUAGUAUAUAAAAUAUAAUAAAGUAAAUAAAUACAAGCAGAGCUCGCGUAUAUUGUACAGGUAACCGAAUUUUGGUAAAUAAUGUCAAUCUAUUAUAUAUCAAUUUCAUAUCAGUCAAAUGCGUGUUUGUGCGUUUAACUUUGUAAAUUAGAUUUUGGAAUACUUGGAGGUCUGUAGACAGUUUCUUUCGACAAUAAUUAUUAGAUUUAGAACAGAUUAUGCGUAGUUUGGAGACGAAUUGGUACUUGAAUUGCAAGUUAAUUUUUAGGCUAAUUUUUAACUAAGCUCUUUUGGAAAAUAUUUAUCAUAACCAUGUAUUGACAUGUUUGUUAUAACCGAAUGUUUUAAAAACUUUUAAGACAAUAAAAUGUGUUUAAAUCACUUUUUAUUAAGUGAUUUAUAUGUAUUUAAACGUCUGCUCAGACAAAUCUACGAAGACAAUAAAACUAAAUCUAAGUAACUUGUAAAAAUUGAGCAUAAUAUAGAUUUUACAAAUAAUAUAUAUUGCUUGAAUAUAAAACAGUGGUGAAAAAGCUAGGAACAUAUUUUUGAUUAAUAUUGCUUAUGAUAACAUAUAUAAAAUAUUGAUUGAUAUUUAUCUAGAAUUUAUAUAAAAUAUACAACUGAAAUAUAUACAAAAUAUAAUACCAUCACGCCUCCAAACUAUAUUAAUCUGAGAAUUAUUGUACACUAUAUUUAUCAUAUUAUAGAAUUAAAUCUGAAAUUUAUUGCUUAUUGAAAUUAAAAAAAAUAAACU